Molecule: messenger RNA, 420 nt
Organism: Prorocentrum cordatum
Lineage: Eukaryota; Dinophyceae; Prorocentrales; Prorocentraceae
Source: the annotation of a GenBank genome assembly
AUGGCGAGCAUCGAGGCCAAGAAGAAGGAGUGGACCGCGUGCUUGGCGAAGAGCGGCGGCGUCCCCGGCAAGUGCGAGAAGCUGCAGAACGAGCUGACUGCCAUGGCGAAAGCGAGCAACACUGACUGCUGCAUCGGCCAAACUGUCAACCUGAUGAAAUGCACCUCCGGCAGCUACAAGGCGUCUGGCUGCGCCGAGGAGUUCGUCGCCAUGCGCGAGUGCAACCGUGCCGGUGGCGCGCAGCUGGUGCGCGCGAGCUCCGGGUACGACGUCGCCCCGGGCAAGGGCGGUCUGUUCGAGGGGGUGGCCUCCACGUUGACUGCGUCCUCUGCGCCGGCGCGGACGCUGAAGGGCAUGCAGGAGUUCGGCCAGGAGUACGCGGCCAGCCUCGGGGUGCCCGCAGGCCAGGUGCGCUUCUGA